Scutellospora calospora is the source of this 651-nucleotide messenger RNA. The record is from the annotation of a GenBank genome assembly. Lineage: Eukaryota; Fungi; Glomeromycota; Glomeromycetes; Diversisporales; Gigasporaceae.
AGAGAUCAAUGGAAGACUAUUUCAUUUGAUAAACCUUCUACUCGUAAAGUUAAAACUCCUAAACCUAUGAAAACUGUUAAUAAACCCACAAAACAUCAACAACUUGAUUCACCUGCAUCUACUCCUGAAUUACUUAGUGAUUUAAGUGAUAUCGAUAUGAAUUCGUCAAUUUUUGACCUCGAUUUAUUUAAUGAUUGGGCCGAUUUCCUUGCCAAUCAAAAUGCCUAUCCGAGUCCCGACUUAUCAACAAUUUCCAGCUGUAAUAAUUCUCCUAGCAUAAAUAAUUUCGAUUUUGAUUUAGAAAUUUCUUCUUCUGACCAAUGUUUUGACUUACCAAUUCAAGCCGACCAACAAUUCAAUGAUGAUAUUGUAAAUAAUUUAUUAUUAACUGGUGAAAACCAAUUUUCUACCCAUGAUGGCCAGUAUGGACUCGGAAUUUUCGAUUUUUCUAAUGAAAUUUCUGAAAUAAAUCCACAUGAAAUCUUUAUAUCAAACACAUUUAUUUCCAAUGACAUUUCAAAUGAUUUUGUCAAUUCUAAUGAUCAACUAUCAUUCUUGCCUGACUUUGAAGUACUAAAUGCAACAAUAAAUCAGGAUGAUUUAAAUGAUUCAUUAAUUGCCUACGAUAUGGACUUGAAUUAUUUUCUCUAA